Molecule: messenger RNA, 723 nt
Organism: Plasmodium knowlesi strain H
Lineage: Eukaryota; Apicomplexa; Aconoidasida; Haemosporida; Plasmodiidae
Product: conserved Plasmodium protein, unknown function
Exons: 1
Coding region: 1-723 (240 amino acids)
Source: RefSeq, a predicted model, not a curated record
AUGAAAGUGUGCAUACGUUGUUUUACAUGCAUUCUGCUAAUUUUUCUCUGCGCCGUAACGGCAUAUGGGAGUGCCGAAAGGUGGGUGGAUAAUGAAAAUGCAAAUGGUGUGGGUGAACGUGGCAGAUCUCUAUUGAGCACAACUGAUGCUGAUGAUUUUGAGGGGAGGUUGAAUAAGGAGCAUCAUAGGGGAAGUCUGAGAAGUGUGUACUCAGUGGGGAAGGGGGUUGAUCCAGGCAUAAAUGAACCGGCAGCGGAAGCAUCCUUUUUAAGCGUGCGUAGUGCAGACACGGAAGAGGAGGGUGGAAGCGACGAUGAUGAUGACGAAGACGAGAGAAAGGUUAAUGUAAGCAUGAGUGACCAAAACGGAGAGCUGACGUACAACGCGAACGACACGGACGUGAACCAAAUGGUCAUACUUAAAGAUAUAACUGAUAAAGUUAAGAGAGAAGUAACCGAUAUGGACAUGGACAGAGUUAACGAAGUUGAUAUCCCAAGCAUUGCCGACGAGGAGAGAAAGAUAAACGAAUUUUAUGAGUACGAAAAUGAGACAUUAAAAAACAUUCACGAAAAGAAAAAAAACAUUUACGCAAUGAUUAAUGAAGAUUUGGAUGAGCUACUGAAGCCAGCUCAGAGGGAGUAUAUUAUGGUGGCUAGAAGUAUAAAAAGAAAGCUGCUCCAUGAGUACGAGCAGAUCCUUCAGGAGGAGUUAUCACAAGAGUAG